UUGUUCGCUGGACUCCUGAAUGCGCUUCUUAGAGAAGAGACUACCGAAAAUAUCGCCUCGUGAUGAAAUGUACUGGAUACACGCGCCAGAUGCAUAGAAAUCAAAUCUAUUGCGAAAUAUCCCGUAUUGUCGGAUAAAAUCAAAUCUACCGUGCAAAGCAGAAACUCCGUUUGCAUCCUCAUCUGGAUUUACUCUGGUUUCCUCGCGAGGGAGGAGCAGCAGCAUCUACCACAGAACCACGCCAGUGUCAAACUAUUUAUGAAAACUUGAGCCAGCGAGAUUCAAGCCCCUUCUUUUUUUUCUUCCUGGAGGAUAUCUGGCUCGGUGGAGAGAUGCAGACGGGAUUUCGAUUCAGUUUGACCCCCGUGAAAGAGCCUCUGGGUUUUGUGAAAGUCGUGGAGUGGCUCACGGCUGUGCUUGCAUUCGGGACCUGUGGAGGAUAUACCGGCAGAAAUGUGGUUUCUAUCUUCUGCGGCGGAAGCAGCAAUGAUACCCUCAGUGCCAUUUUCACCUACCCAUUCAGGUUAAACCAGGAGCUGCUGGUGGAGAGCAACACCACUCUUUGCAAUCGCACAGUUCCUGCAACCCAUCUUGUAGGAGACUCGUCGUCCUCGGUGGAGUUUUUCGUGGCUGUGGCCAUCUUGGCUUUCCUCUAUUCAAUGGUGGCUCUGCUGGUCUAUCUGGGCUACAUGCAUGUGUACAGAGACUCAGACUUCGGCCCUAUGUUUGAUUUUGUGCUGACAGCAGUCUUUGCGUUCCUGUGGCUGGUGUGCUCGUCUGCAUGGGCUCGAGGUCUGCAGACGGUGAAGGACGCCACCAGUGCGGCUGGCAUUGAAUCCACUCUGGCGCUCUGUACGGACAGAAAUGUCAGAUGUGAAGUCACUGAUUACGCCAGCAUGCGCUCGCUCAAUAUAUCUGUGAUAUUUGGUUUCUUGAAUCUCAUCCUAUGGGUUGGGAACGCCUGGUUUGUGUAUAAGGAGACGCGCUGGCACUCUCAGAAGGUCAACGCUCAACAAGCGGCAGGACGGGGUCCAAAUCCAGCACCCAUCUAAACAAUUACCCCACAGCAUAACAAUGCCCACCGUAGCCGUUAUGAAAAACACACAGUAAUGCCGUGUUCAUUUGUGAGAUUUCGCUCUUCACCUUUUCUGUUUCUUGUGUACUUGAAGAAAAUAUCUUUUUUUACCUUGGUUAUAUUUAUAUUA
Molecule: messenger RNA, 1205 nt
Organism: Sinocyclocheilus grahami
Lineage: Eukaryota; Metazoa; Chordata; Actinopteri; Cypriniformes; Cyprinidae
Gene: sypl1
Product: synaptophysin-like 1
Exons: 5
Coding region: 333-1052 (239 amino acids)
Cellular component (GO): synaptic vesicle; synaptic vesicle membrane
Source: RefSeq, a predicted model, not a curated record